UACGAGUACGUAUAAAAUUAACAAGAGAGUGAAGUAAGCAAAAACAAACAACGUCAGAAAAGAUAGUCGUCACUCCCGCCGGCAAUGGCUCCGAUUGCUUCCAAGCUCUACACUGACGAUGUGAGUUUGGUGGUACUAUUACUCGACACAAAUCCUUAUUUCUGGACUUCUUCAUCUUCAUCUUCUCUCUCCUUCUCCCACUUUAUCUCUCACGUUCUCUCGUUCGUCAAUUCGAUUCUGUUGCUCAAUCAGUUGAACCAAGUGGUGAUCAUUGCAACAGGUCAUAAUACCUGCGGUUAUAUUUAUGAUUCGUCGUUGUCGUCGGUUUCUUCAUCGAUUUCUGCCAAUGAGAGCUCCGGUGAUGCUAAAAUGCCGGCUUUUUGCUCCGAAGUUCUCAAGAGUUUGGAGGAUUUUGUGAAAAAUGAUGAGAGUUUGAGCUCUGUUGAUGCUGGUAAUGGCGUGGGUUCCUCCCUUUUAUCGGGUUCCUUGUCCAUGGCUCUUUGUUAUGUUCAACGUGUUUUUCGUACCGGGCCGCUUCAUCCUCAGCCAAGAAUAUUAUGCCUGCAUGGAUCCCCUGAUGGACCCGAGCAAUAUGUUGCUGUGAUGAAUUCCAUCUUUUCAGCUCAGCGCUCCAUGGUCCCCGUCGAUUCUUGUGUUAUAGGAGCACAACAUUCUGCCUUCUUGCAGCAGGCGUCCUAUAUAACCGGUGGGGUCUAUUUGAAACCUCAGUAUCUAGAUGGACUAUUCCAAUAUCUUUCUACUGUAUUUGCUACUGAUUUGCACUCAAGAAAGUUUAUACAGCUUCCAAAACCUGUAGGAGUUGAUUUUCGAGCCUCGUGCUUCUGUCACAAAAACACGAUAGAUAUGGGUUACAUAUGUUCAGUUUGCUUGUCAAUAUUCUGUAUGCCCCACAAAAAAUGUUCUACGUGUGGGUCAGAGUAUGGCCAAGCUCAAUCAGAUGCAUCAACACUAUCAGGUCAGAAGAGAAAAGAGCCAUCAUGAUACAUGUUUCCCUGCUCAACUUUGUAUUCAGCGCAAGUGACGGGUUUUAUACUUUUGUGGCUCGAUGAAGCUUGUUUAUGAGAGGCCAAAAACCCCAAAUGGUGUGCAAUUCUUUCAUUACUGGUAUAAAACAAGCGUGAGAUGAUACCGAGGCCACUACACAGGUUUCUGAUGCUACAAUUUCUUCUAGGUUAGGCCUAGUUGGUUAGAUUAUGUUUUCCCCCUUCAAUUCUUUUGGUGACAAACUAUAUUUCUUUUUAGCAUUGUAUAUUUUGUGUUAGCAUCAGAUAAAUCAGUUGAUUGUUCUGAUUUUUGAAGAGUUUGAUAAUAACAGCACGCGUUGCUGUUCUUUGGAAAACCACUUAUCUCUUUUUAUACCGUGUAUUACCUAAACACGUAUGCACUAUAUUCGUGUAUAUGUAAAAGAUUUAUACCCUUUUAUAAUAGAAGAAAAGACAGGCAUGAAGGAAUUAUACAUCUGAACAACCAUAUUGCUGGAUAAAUGUGGUCCAUGUGCAUAAAUAGAAUCUAUUGUCCCACCAUGUUAUUUUUAAGGAUAACCUACACCAUCCCAUCACUAUACAACAUUCCAUCCAUGGAUGAAAACCACCUCCACCACCCCCUCCUCUCUUUGGCAACCCAUGCAAACACCACAACAACCACCUCCACCGCCACUGGCGUUGUGAGUCAAACACCAAACGACACCUCAUCCAACUUCGGUCUACCUAUACGCCUCCUUGUUGUCCUCUUAUUCGGGUUCAUAUCCAUAUGGGCAAACCAUGAGGCAUCAAAAGGAUUUCCGAUCACAGUCGUCAACAACAUCAAGGACACACCAGCAGGUGACAAGUUCACUCUCUUCUACAUCUCCAACGAUGAAGCUAUCCGGUUAGUUCAAAGUUCGUCUUCUUUUGCUGCCAAUGUUCUUUUUACUGGCACACCUGAGAAGAAGCUCAUUGACCAGGUUGAUGUCCAUUUAGUCAGCCAUAAUCUAACCAAUGUUGAUCAUACAGUUGCUGUCAAGUUUUUAGGGCAAAAGAGGAAGUUUGUACUUUCUAUAAACCCUAAUGUAAUGGACUUUGUUGAUUUUAAGUACAGGAUUAGAAAGGAAAUUCAGAGAGGUAUGGCAGAAAUAUUGCUUCUUAGUCAGCAAAUUAGAGCUCCAGAGACCUUGCUUGAUGGAAUGGUUGAAUAUGUAAGCGAUUUGGCCGGUUUUUCCGGUGGGUUUUCGGGUCCAAACCCGGUGUUUAAGUUGAGGGAUUUCAGUGAGAAGUGUUGGGAAGACAAGGAUCCAAGAAUAGUGGCUAAGUUUUUGGAAUUCUGUGUGAAAAAAAGUGAAGGAUUUGUUGGGAGAUUGAACCAGGAAAUUAAGAGAGAUGGUUGGUCUGAGAAAAUGAUGGGUGAAGUACUUGGAAAGCCAGCCAUACAUUUUUGUCUAGAGUUUCAUGAUUCCAUGAUUAAAGAAUGAGAAUUUCUUGACCUUCUUUUUUCAUUCAUUACUUUAUUAUUGUGGAGAAAUUAAGUUGAUCUCAAUGACUGGAUAAAUUUCCCAAUCAAAUGACAAUUUUGUAAAUAAAUGGCUAGAAAAUCAUAGAUAGUAUUCAAUCCGUUCCUAAAUAAGUAUCAUGUAUUAUAAAUCGGACAUUUUGUCAUGUUUUUAUUUUUGUACAUACACUUUUCUCACUUUUCCAUAAA
Messenger RNA from Spinacia oleracea (spinach), 2694 nucleotides. Its product is annotated as general transcription and DNA repair factor IIH subunit TFB4. Gene Ontology annotation, cellular component: transcription factor TFIIH holo complex; transcription factor TFIIH core complex. Gene Ontology annotation, biological process: regulation of DNA-templated transcription; nucleotide-excision repair. The transcript has 12 exons. Lineage: Eukaryota; Viridiplantae; Streptophyta; Magnoliopsida; Caryophyllales; Amaranthaceae. The record is from RefSeq and is a predicted model, not a curated record. Bases 85 to 1002 code for a protein of 305 amino acids.